AUGCGAAAUUUAAAAAAAAAUAUUCCUAAAGGUGAAGCUAUUAUCAAUGUUGGUUCAGUACAAGGUUAUGAUUCAUCAGCAGAAAUCAUAGAUUAUGCUAUAACAAAAGCUACCAUUGUUGGUUUUACUAAAGGUUUAGCACGUAAACUUUUAAAGAAAGGUAUUCGAGUUAAUUGUGUUGCACCUGGAACUGCUUGGACUCCAUUAGUCAUGUCAUCAUUUCCAAAAAAUGAAAAUGUUACAUUUGCUGAAGGAUGUCCAAUAAUACGACUAGCACAACCACGCGAAUUAGCACCAGCUGCUGAUUCAUCUUAUAUAUCUGAAUAA
Molecule: messenger RNA, 327 nt
Organism: Rotaria sordida
Lineage: Eukaryota; Metazoa; Rotifera; Eurotatoria; Philodinida; Philodinidae
Source: the annotation of a GenBank genome assembly